This is a messenger RNA of Physcomitrium patens, 2631 nucleotides long. Its product is annotated as heptahelical transmembrane protein 4. Gene Ontology annotation, molecular function: signaling receptor activity. Gene Ontology annotation, cellular component: membrane. The record is from RefSeq and is a predicted model, not a curated record. Gene Ontology annotation, biological process: response to hormone. NCBI's taxonomy places the organism in Eukaryota, Viridiplantae, Streptophyta, Bryopsida, Funariales, Funariaceae.
GGUGGCCAUGGUGGUUCUGGCGGGUACCUACGUGGCUCGGGGCUUCCCGCGCGGAGCAUUAGCGUUGCGGGGCCUGCCUAACAUUCACUUACACACACACACACACGUUGCCUCGUGUUAUUGUUGCUGUUGUUGUUUGUUGUUUUUUGUGCCAAUUUCGCAUUCCUUUCGCGUAUUCCGAUGUUGCUAUUAUAAUAUUCCCAGCGCAAUCGUAAACGUAAGUAGAGCCCGAUUCCAUCAUAGCGACCCCUUUUCUCUCUCCCUCGAAUUGCUGAUUCGUAUCGGGAUUGUCGCCGCAGGGGAGAAUUGCGAGACGUAGGGAAAGACAAAAAGAGCGAUGGAUGCAUCGUGUGCUUAAGCAGAUGUAUCCAUCAUGGCGUCCGACACGUACAGCUCAGGCGGCGCGGAGAUGACAACACGCAAUUGAAGGCAGUUGUAGGGGGGUUGUUUGUUUUGCAAUCUAUAGACGGCAACGGAGAGUGUUGCUGUUGGAGUGAAACGGUAGGGAGUGGUCUGGUCUGGAGUGUUGCGGUGUGGAAUCUUGGAGUUGAGUUUUGAGUAGGAAGGGAACACUGAUCGUUUUGGAGAAUGGGAUCAGAAGGUCAGGACGAGUCGGGGGAAUUAUCUUCGAUGGGUGUCACGAGGAGGAGAAACAAGGUUGAGACGGUGAAAGAAAUGAACGCGGUGCGGAGCCCUUUGGGUAGCCCUAGAAAGGCGGUGCUGGAAUUAUGGGGCAGUGUUAAACACCAACUCGUGGAAUUCUCAGCUUUACCAGCACACCUUCGGGACAACAAUUAUAUUCUGGGUCAUUAUCGUGUCGAUUGGUCUGUGAAACGCGCCCUUUUCUCCAUCUUUGAAAUGCACAACGAAACCUUCAACGUUUGGACUCAUUUGGUUGGAUUUCUUCUCUUUCUGGGUCUCACUAUCUAUACAGCAACACAUUUGCCGAACAUUGUGGAGCCCAACACUCUUCAUAGAUGGCAUUCCGGAAUCAUGGAGUCUCUGCCCUCCUAUCUGCAUCUACCGGAAGCGCUCUCGAGUUGUGUUCCUGGCACUUUUGACGGCACUCGAUGUGUACAGAGGCCCAUCACACGAUGGCCUUUUUUCGUAUUCCUGGCAGGUGCGAUGUUUUGCUUAUUGGCCAGCGCAAUAUGUCAUCUCUUCAGCUGUCUUUCAGCUACAGCUUUCUAUGCAUUAAUGCGGAUUGACUACGCAGGAAUUUCAACCCUUAUAGCAGCAUCGUUUUAUCCACCUGUGUACUACAGUUUCAUGUGCAAUCCCGUUCUGUGUAAGAUGUACCUCGGUCUCAUUACCACGAUGGGGAUUGGUACGAUAUUAGCCUCUUUGUUACCCAUUUUUCAGACAUCAGAGUACCGCGCGUUCCGUGCUUCUUUGUUCUUCACAAUGGGAGUCUCAGGAAUCAUCCCAUGCGUACACAAAGUUCUCUUAUACCAGGACGAGCCUAUAGCGUACAAAACACUAUAUAUGGAAAUCGCUAUGGGUGUCAUGUAUGGGCUUGGUGCCCUAAUCUAUGCGACCCGUAUCCCGGAGCGAUGGAGACCCGGCACUUUCGAUAUCAUUGGUAACAGCCAUCAGGUGUUUCACAUCUUGGUUGUGGCAGGGGCUUACACUCAUUACCAAGGUGGAUUACUGUAUCUCAAGUGGCGCGAUGCGACCAGUUGCUCUAUGUCUUAAGUGAUCCUUUGAUAGAUCAGAUGAAGUGCGAGAGCUGCCAAUGAUCGCAUUGUUAAAACCCUUCUGAUAUUGUGGGAUUUUGGCGGGAAUUUAAGGGUUUCACAACAAGAGUAUAUUCUUCACACUUAAUAGUUCUUAUGCUACGGAGCUUCAGGGAUCGAUUAGGAGCUGUGCUUUCAAUUUUUACGUGCAGCUGGCAUGCAAAUUGCACGAAAUAGACGUACUACAUUUAAUCCACCGUCGCGUCGAAGGAGCGAAGGAUAGUCGGAAUAUCAAGGAAUUUUAGCCACUUUCGUCCAACAUAUCGUUUUCAAACUGUCAAAGUUUCAUGAAGUUGUCCAGUAUGUGAGUUCCUCGAAAAACAUAAGUUUUCGAAAGGGGUUAAUAACAAACUAUAGCUUACUCAAAUGUCCUAGUCACAGCUUGGACAACUGUACACCACUGAUGUACCUAUUUUAUGAUUGGUGCAAGGAAUUCCUCAUAACAGGCAAAUGGUAUGUACUGCAACUUACAGGCCACUACACAGAAUCGUUUCGGAAAAUGGGUGUUUUUCAUGAGAGAACGUGCCAUACAUGCACGAGCUACUCUCGAUAGAUCAAAUCAGCAAGAUUUAUUAUGACCGACUGUUGAUGAUUCAGAUACUGGUAGUAGUACAAUUAUAUAAGGUUUCCGGAGAAGCCUCAUCGUCCUCACAGGUGGAGUGCUGGAUGAGAGAUGCAAAGUUCUGCACUGAGGCUCAUGAUAUGAAUGUAGGACUACCCAUUUCUCACAUUCGACCCAGGUCGACUGUGAAUGUAGCCACUCCCAAUGUACACUGGGAAAACAGCCUAGCAUUUCUGGCCUGCACCCAUCAGCAAAUAACACAAUAUUUGCUGACAAUUGAAAGUUCUUAAGUAAACGAAAACAUGCUCCGCUUAAGUGUCGCAUUUAUCUUCA